Molecule: messenger RNA, 1629 nt
Organism: Oxyura jamaicensis (ruddy duck)
Lineage: Eukaryota; Metazoa; Chordata; Aves; Anseriformes; Anatidae
Gene: SERGEF
Product: secretion regulating guanine nucleotide exchange factor
Exons: 11
Coding region: 82-1257 (391 amino acids)
Source: RefSeq, a predicted model, not a curated record
CGCCCCUGCUCCGCCUCUUCCUCUCCGGCGGCCGUGGGGCGGGAAGGGACGGGACGGGAAGGACGUGGGGCUGCCGGCUCUAUGGCCGCGGUGCUGCUCGCAUGGGGUGCAAACAGCUAUGGACAGCUUGGUGUUGGUCAUAAAGAGGAUGUGCUGAUACCUCAGUCACUGAAAGAUGUUUCCUGCAAAUGUGAGGACAUUAAGAGCAUUACUGGAGGAGGGGGACAUUCUGCAGUUAUCACUGGUGCUGGAGAACUCUUUGUGUGUGGCCAUAACAAAGAAGGGCAGCUGGGACUGAAUCACACAGACGAUGUACCGCGUUUCACUUUGUGCGCUACCCUGUUUGGCUUUCAUGUAAAAGAAGUUGCCUGUGGUUGGGAUUUUACAAUCAUACUAGUAGGAACUGGCCUAGUUCUGUCCUGUGGGUCUAACGCUUUUGGACAAUUAGGAGUUCCUCAAAUCUCAGGUCCAUGCUUGACUCCACAAAAGAUUGAGUCCCUUAAAGAGAAGGUGGUGGAUAUUGCUGCAGGACUGAGACAUGCCCUUGCUGCUACAGAGAGUGGCUUGGUGUUGCAGUGGGGCACUGGCAUGGCAUCUCGGGCAAAGCGGGCCAACCAAGGAAAAACGCUCCCCCUGUUCUUGUCUGCAAAGGAGCCCUGUGAAGUGACAGGCCUGGAAGAUGUAAAAGUGAAGAGAGUUACUGCAGGCUCCUAUCAUUCUGUGUCACUUACAGAUAAAGGACACCUCUACGUCUGGGGUAGCAACAAACAUGGGCAGCUAGUAAGUGAAGAGAUUUUCCUUGUUGAGCCCAAGAAGAUAGAGACUCAGUUUUUCUCACAUGAAAAGAUUGGAGCAGUUUGGAGUGGUUGGACCCACUUGGUGGCACAAACAGAAACUGGGAAGGUGUUCACCUGGGGCAGAGCAGACUAUGGGCAACUCGGAAGACCCACCGUGGUUCCCAACAGACAGGAGGCAAACGCAGUGUCUGAACAAUGCUUGGAGCUGUUGUGUAACAUCCCUAUUUCCGUGCCUUGCCUAAAUGGAGCAUCUCAGAUUGCAUGUGGCUCAGAGCAUAAUCUGGCAGUAGUUGGUGACUCCUGCUUCUCCUGGGGAUGGAACGAACACGGGAUGUGUGGUGAUGGCACAGAAGCAAACGUUCAGGUCCCGAAGCCAGUCAAAGCUCUCGGUUUUGCAAAGCAGAUCUUAAUUGGAUGCGGGGCAGGACACUCCAUGGCUCUUUGUCACACUUCACAUUAGACUCGGCACAGCAGAAAUCAGAGCAUCAUGGAUGUGGAUGGACAGCUUUGUAUUGCAGAGCUCAGCGUUGCUGCGGGAAGAUUGCCCGUGAUCAACACAGCAGCUGGAAAGUGCCCAAGUUUGUUCUGAAACUAAAAGCAACGAGUACGCAUAUAGAAGAGUAUUAGAAAAAAAAUGAACAAUUAUUUUUUUAAUUAUUUCAUGGGUUCUUUACGCAGGUACUGACUUUCUUAUCUGCAGGUAGAGUGACAAACAUUUUGUUUUGGUGCAAUAUAACUGAAGAAAGAAUGAGUUCUUGUUCUUUUGAGAAGUCUGUGAGGAGGAAGCCAACUGUCUAAUCGCUUAUCAUUAGUGUAAAAAUCCAGUCUGAGG